Molecule: messenger RNA, 462 nt
Organism: Symbiodinium pilosum
Lineage: Eukaryota; Dinophyceae; Suessiales; Symbiodiniaceae
Source: the annotation of a GenBank genome assembly
AUGAUUUAUACAGGGACCAAAGGAGACUGGCCUUUCUUGCGAUCCUGUUUUCGGCUAUCGACUGGAUUCAACUGCAAACGUGUUUGCCAUCUUUGUGAUGUGGCCGAUUGGUGGGAUGUCAAGGGCGAAAUUCAAGACCUACCAGCUGACCACAACCCUUCAUGGCCCUUCAAGGCUGGGCCACCGGCAGCCCUUCGAAGGUUACCCAUGGGCGAGAACCCGAAAUUUGCUAGAAUCGACCCAGCCCAUACGUGGGCAAUUGCUGGAAUUGGUAAGGACCUCGCUGCUAGCACUAUCUUGCUGUGUGCCAGAAUUGGUAUAUUUGGGUACGGUUCCCUGGACAAAUGCUUGAAGCGGGCCUAUGACAUUUUCCAAGCCUACCUGGUCAAAGCUGGGAAGUAUUCGUCAAUUGACGAUUUCUCCUACAAGACCAUGAAGUGUGGCAAAACGUUCCCUGCUUGA